Etheostoma spectabile (orangethroat darter) is the source of this 4541-nucleotide messenger RNA. RefSeq names its product immunoglobulin superfamily member 3. Gene Ontology annotation, cellular component: membrane. The transcript has 10 exons. Lineage: Eukaryota; Metazoa; Chordata; Actinopteri; Perciformes; Percidae. The record is from RefSeq and is a predicted model, not a curated record. The coding region runs from base 253 to 3663 and encodes 1136 amino acids.
AUGCUCAUGUUUGACACAAACAGCAAAAAUGACAAUGGUAAUACAUUACACAUACAUAGAACAGUAUGCUGCAACCGUGUGUGCAGUAUGCAGGACAUAUGCCAGACUUCCUCUCGGUGUACCUACAGGAAGCAUGUGCUAGUGUAAUGUCUGUACGCGCACAGACAUGCUGUCAAAACAGGGAGAGUGACUAAAAGCUUGGUCGCAACUGCUAUGGUGUGAACACUGUGUUACUUCUGAGGCAGGUUUAGGAUGAAGUGUUCCCUGCAAUCUUGUUUGAGGGCCAAUUUGCUCUUUUGCCUGGGACUACUUCUGCACUGUGGAGAAGCCCGAGUGCACACUGAAGCACAGGCUGGGCCACUGUAUCGCGUGGUGGGCUCUCCGCUCUCUAUCUCCUGCAAUGUGAGUGGCUUUGCCAGUGCUAUCUCUAGAAAAGAAUUUGAAUUCCGUAUUAAGAAGCCUGAAAAUCCAAAAUUUGAGAUUAACAUCAUCAGCACCAAUGACCAAGAGUUUGGCUAUGCCAUAUAUACACAACGUGUGAGGAGCGGGGGCAUUAAUUUGAAACAUGUGACUCCAAACUCAGUCUUCUUUGAGAUACAAAGACUAGAGAAAGUGGAUGAAGGGGAGUAUGACUGUAGUGUAAUCAACCAACAACUUGUUUAUGAUGGAACCUACAGCGCUAAGACAACAGUGAAAGUGAUUGACAACUCCCUCAGUGUUUCCUCUCCUGCCUCCACCUCACUGAGCUAUUAUGAGGGUGAUGCUCUCACUUUAACAUGCCAAGCCUCCAGCAACACCGUCCAGCACACCCAUCUGUCUCUUGCCUGGUUUCUCCAUAAAGACGGUGAGGACAACGCUCAGCCUAUCAUUUCUCUGGAUAGAGAUUUUACACUGAUCCCAGGCCCGGGGUUUGAAGAGCGUUACCAAGCUGGACUCAUAAGGUUAGAUAAAAUGGGAGAGGCCAUGUACAAGCUAAACAUGGCUCAGCUGGAGCUGUCGGACCAAGGCAGGAUCUACUGCCAGGCUCAGGAGUGGAUCCAAGAUCCUGACCACUCCUGGUACAAUAUCGCACAGAAGGAUGCAGAGGAAACUUUCGUAAACGUCAAAGCCAGAGAGGUGGUGCCAGACACAUCGUCUCUGGUGGUGAGAAUCUCUGCACAGUCGUCAACACUGCAGGAGGGACAGGAGUUGUCGCUGUUCUGUAGUGUAGACGCCCAGAACCUUCAACAAAGGUUCUUCUCCUUAGCCUGGCUCAGGGAAAGUGUUGAGUUGGCCCGCAUUGGCCCUACAGGCAUUCUGUCUGUGGGGCCCGAGUACAGUGGGCGAGUUAAAGAAGGAGAGCUCCGGGCAGCCCGGAUUGGGGACAGAGAUUACCAUCUCAUAUUGCAGCCUGUCAGAACCGAGGACCAAGGAGAGUUUUUCUGUAGAGCAUGGCAUCACGACAGAGGGCAGGAUGGUGGCUUUUUACAGGGAGCAUCCCAGGACUCCAAGUCCCAGCUGGUCAGCAUCUCAGCCACAGAAAGUGGCCUCUCAGUUGAAAUGCAAAACUCUGUGAGCAUUAACGAAGGUGAAGGGCUGAAGCUCACCUGUAAAGUGCGUGGGGUCAAUGGCCAGCUAUCUGUCACCUGGCAACGCAAAUCAACAUCCACAUCAAUGGCCAAGUUCAACAGUGUCAUCAGUCUAAGUCAGGAGGGUGUUCUAGAGAAAGCGGGGGAGUUCAUGAGUCGCAAAGUAAAGGCAACACGUCCAGCGACUGACACAUUUACUUUAGAGCUUGAUAAGGUCAGUCCUUCUGAUUCGGGUGUCUACCAGUGUGCUGUGUCUGAAUGGAAAAUCAAUAGCAAGACCAACAGCCAGUCAAAGACUGCUACUGUGACAGUGGCUCCAACAGAUUCGUUUGUGAAAGUGCAUCUGAUAAGUCGCAACAACGUAGUGACUGUGGGAGAAAAUGUGCAGUUGAUGUGCCGGAUCAAAGGGCCACGAAUGCCAGUAACACUGACUUGGAGCCUGCAGCGUGAUGCCUUAACCCUAGAUAACAUCCUUACACUGUACUCUGAUGGUGCCAUCAGCUGGUCCGGAGAACAGCACCGCUACCAGCUGAAAGUAGAAAACAAACAAAAUGAAGUCAUUUACUAUCUGCUCAUUAACGGUGCGAGCCAUAGGGAGGAAGGAAUCUACCAGUGUAGGGUGUCUGUCUUCUUCGAGAAUGUACACAAGAAGCUGCCUCCAUCCAACCCGUUGGCUGUUUUGGUGCAGAACCCAGAGAGCAAACUCCAUCUUUCCAUCACCCCUGCCUUGAUAGGAAAUAUUAACACUGAGAUAGAAAUGAAAUGCUCAGUUAUCUCAGAACCCUCUGCAUCCUCUCGCUAUGCCAUCACCUGGCUGCUCCAGCAACAGGCAGAAAAUAAGACCAUUGUGAGCUCGGACCAGGAUGCCCUAGUAACUUUUGGACCCCAGGUACCGCUGAGCCACAGACAGCGAAUCAGCAUGAGGCGCACUAAGGGGCCAAGUUUUGAGUUCCGUAUUCGUCAGGCUAUGAUCUCAGACAAUGGCUUAUACGUAUGUGAGGUGGUGGAGUGGCAGCAAGAUCCUCAUGGUGAAUGGUAUCACUUCUCACCAGUGUCCAAAACUACUGAGUUAACAGUUAUUGAGCCUGCCAAUGACCUGAGUUUAGACAAGAAAGAGCAGCAGUUGACUGUCAAGGAGGGAGAUGAGGUGGAGCUCAAGUGUAACAUCAUCUCAGGUGCAUCCAGUUCUUUUUUCUACAAUGUUACUUGGCUCUACAAUGGACAUGAUUCUUCCGCUACAAAUGCCCUGGUGCAGUUUGACCACACGGGCCUGCUAAGUUAUCCAGAGAACCAGGAGCUCAGUGGCCUGCAGGGGCGGCUUCGUCUUUUCAGACCCACUCAGGGCAGCUUCUACCUGGGUAUUCAGAGGGCGCAUGUUGGUGAUGGUGGGACCUACCAGUGCCAGGUGGAACAAUACCAGCUGGAUCAUGAAGGUCACUGGCAACAAAAGGCCUCAGACAGCGCUGGCCCAAUCGUGCUGACUGUUAAUGUUGCAGAAAAAAAACUUUCCAUUGUGAAGGAAAUAAAGGAGUUGAAUGUGAGCAGAUCCCAGGAUUUCACUAUCCCCUGUCAUAUCAGCAAACAAUCCAGCAGUGAAUCCAAGUUCCAGGUCACAUGGUUUUGGCAGAAAGAGACAGAGACUGAACAACACCCCAUAUUCACCACUUACCGCAACUCCACCCUACAAGACAGAUUUAGGAAGGGUGAUCAACUAAGAUUUGGCCACCCUUUGCCCAACCUGUUCAGCCUGACAGUCUUGAAACCAAGUCCUGUAGAUAGUGGCCUGUAUUUCUGUGAGGUAGAAGAGUGGCUUCCAUCUCUGUCUCAUGGAUGGAUGAAGGUUGCAGUGGAUACGUCAGGAUAUUUGACUGUUAAUGUCUAUGCAGAAGGAGAUGCUAAUGCCGUCUCUGAGACAGAAUGCAAGUCGGUUAUCUGGAUGGGGAUUCUGAUAGCUACUGCCAUCUGCUCACUAUUGGUCAUAUUACUACUGGUGCUGAAGAUAGGCAGGAGCAAAGUUACAAGAGGAAAGCAGUCAGGCCAAAGUCUCUGGACAGAGCAACUCCCUCUGAGCACCAAACCCAGUGCAGAGAACUAAAUUGGACCAGAAGUGGAGAAGAGAGUUUUAUUUUACAUAUAAUAAGCAGUUUUAUAAUUCAAAAAGUUCUAUUGUACAUAUUUUGUAUUCAUUUGUAUUCAAUUUCAAUCAUUCUUGUUUAAAUAAAUUUGUUAAUAAUAUUCCAUAAAAGUAGUUUAAAUGUUUUACUCUGUGCAACUGGGAAACAUUUUGCCUAUGAAUUAUUGAAAGUCAUUAAACCUUUAUUAUUAAAAAAAGACCUUUUCAUUCUACAGCUUAAAAUUCUUUGCAUAAUCGCCAGCUUCUUACUGCCUGCAAUGGAAAGUUGAGCUUGUCAGGAGAUCAACUUUGUGGCUUUACACCUACAAAGCAACAUGCUCUGAAAGUUAUUUUGUAGCACCAUACCAGGCAGCUUGAUACUAUGUCUUUUAAUGUGAAGAAGUCAAAGCACUAAGUCUAGUCUAAAGGGAGCAGCUAUGCAUGACAUGUGGUAAGACUGGAAACUUUUCUCUGUAAGUUACACUGCAAUGAAUCAACCAGGAAGUGCUCUGUGGUUCUUCAAGCAUGACUGUGUGGUCAUCAAAUCUGCUGAGACAUGAAUGUGAUGAGCAUUUGGGCAGACAUAGUUAGACAGGCAGAUUUCAUACAAUGGAAGUAGAAAUCUGCCAAUACAAUAAUUUAGUUUACUUGUUCCUGGAUGCACAAUUUUACUUACAGAUGAGAUGUGUGUGCUACGCGUACGUUUGUAUGUGUGUGUUUGUGUAUGGGUGUGCUUUGAGAAGUCUGCACUAGCUAAAUGUGUGACUGUAUGACAUAACUGUGAAAUGUUUUAAUUGUUUUGGUUGUACUCAAGCACAUUGGAUUUGAAAUUAAACAUUUACUAUGAGAUGUCUGACAUU